This is a messenger RNA of Cynara cardunculus var. scolymus (artichoke), 1517 nucleotides long. RefSeq names its product beta-amyrin 28-oxidase-like. Gene Ontology annotation, biological process: sterol metabolic process. The coding region runs from base 1 to 1323 and encodes 440 amino acids. The record is from RefSeq and is a predicted model, not a curated record. Lineage: Eukaryota; Viridiplantae; Streptophyta; Magnoliopsida; Asterales; Asteraceae. Gene Ontology annotation, molecular function: oxidoreductase activity, acting on paired donors, with incorporation or reduction of molecular oxygen; monooxygenase activity; iron ion binding. The transcript is spliced from 3 exons.
AUGGAUGUCUUUUAUGCUUCUCUCCUCUCUCUCCUUCUUGUUCUCGUCUCAUUCUCACUUCAUUUGGUGUUCUACAAGUCUAAACCGGCUGUAGAAGGUAAACUUCCACCUGGCCAAACAGGGUGGCCUGUGAUCGGAGAAAGUAUAGAGUUUCUUGCCACCGGGUGGAAGGGCCACCCUGAAAAGUUCAUCUUCGACCGCAUGAUUAAGUUCUCACCUCAUGUCUUCAGGACCUCUCUCAUGCUAGAGGAUGCUGCGGUGUUUUGUGGGUCUGCUGGUAACAAGUUUUUGUUCUCCAAUGAGAACAAACUUGUCCAAGCAUGGUGGCCUUCAAACGUCGACAAGAUCUUCCCUACUUCCAAACUAAAAUCCAAGGUAGAAGCCAUCAAGAUGAGAAAGAUGCUUCCAAAUUUCUUCAAGCCUGAAGCCCUACACCGAUAUGUUCCAAUUAUGGACAUGGUGACACAGAAACACUUUGAAAACGGAUGGGAAGGCAAGGACCAGAUUGUGACAUAUGAGCUCACCAAGAACUUCACUUUCGGGCUUGCAUGCAAGAUCUUUGUUAGUAUUGACGAACCAGAACGAGUCAAGUAUUUAUCUAACCCAUUUGAGAGCAUUGCUCUAGGGCUUCUCUCGAUCCCCAUAGACCUCCCCGGAACACCGUUCAGGAGAGGAAUUAAUGCAGCCAAUUUCAUUAGAAAAGAACUCGUUGCAAUCAUAAAGCAAAGAAAGACAGAUCUGGCGGAAGGGAAAGCUUCAGCUACACAAGAUAUAUUGUCACACAUGCUUUACUUUAGAGAUGAAGAUGGCAAAUUCAUGGAAGAAUCUGAUAUCGCCGACAAGAUCCUCGGAUUGUUGAUUGGUGGCCAUGACACUGCAAGCUCUGCGUGUGCAUUCAUUGUGAAGUAUCUGGCUGAGUUGCCGGAGAUUUACGAGGGAGUCUAUAAAGAACAAAUGGAAAUUGCAAAAUCUAAAGCAUCAGGAGAGUUGUUGAAGUGGGAGGAUGUAUCAAAGAUGAAGUACUCUUGGAAUGUUGCAUGUGAAGUUCUUAGAUUAGCUCCACCUUUGCAAGGUGCUUUCAGAGAAGCCAUUACUGAUUUCAUGUAUAAUGGUUAUUCAAUUCCUAAGGGCUGGAAGUUUGGAGGAGGACCUCGUAUGUGCCCUGGAAAAGAGUAUGCCCGCUUAGAAAUACUUGUGUUCAUGCAUCAUCUAGUUACAAAAUUUAAAUGGGAGAAAGUAAUUCCAUAUGAGCAAAUCAUCGUCAACCCGAUGCCUAUUCCUGCCAAGGGACUUCCCAUUCGCCUCUAUCCUCGUAACAUUUAAAGUUGGUACUCUAGUUCCAAUCAGAAUUAUUUCAUUGUGUGUUUCAAUAAUAAAAAGCAGUCGAUUUCAAAAGAUGCAAAUAGUUCAAAAAUGAAAAACAAGAUCAAUCUGAAAGUGUACAAUUGUCAAUUAAUCCUUCUGCUUUUAGUUUAUUGUAUUUCUAUAUGUCAUCAAUAAUGUAUAUUGUUUUCAAU